Molecule: messenger RNA, 2361 nt
Organism: Pantherophis guttatus
Lineage: Eukaryota; Metazoa; Chordata; Lepidosauria; Squamata; Colubridae
Source: RefSeq, a predicted model, not a curated record
AAGGCUGUGACACAGGACCACAGAACAACGGCGCGCCCCUCCCGAUCCCUCCUGCAAAGAAAGGGGGGGAGAAAGGGGGCUUCGCCGCUGCAGGCUAAGGGCGUUAGGAAUGGCCUCCGCCUCUCCAGCAGAGCUAGAGACGUGGGUCGGGCGGGGACGCGAGCUGCCAAGGGACCGCGACUCGGCGUUGGCCUCACCGAGGGAAUUGCGGUCGUUGAGAGACCCGGAGAAGGUAGCCCGUUCCCUGGAAGAGUGGGAGGGAGGGAGGAGGUGCCGAUCCGCCGGCUCUCGCGGGACUGCGGAUAAGCAAAGUGGGCAUGGAAGGCGCUACCUGGACGACCGAAGGGGUCUUGUUCCCUGGAACCACCCCAGUGCAGCUUGGAGCGACGAGGCGGUGAUUCCUUCCAGAACGACGAGGCGGUGGCCUGAGAGCAAUGGAGGCCUAACGGCGACGGUGGCCUGAGAAGCGGGGAUCCCUUUCCUUCCCUUCCUGCCCCCGUUCCCCCACGCCUCUUCCCCCCCCCAGACCCAGGAACUUUGCUAACACUUCGCCGCUGGCUCCUCCUACGCCGUGCCCAGCCGAUGGCCCAGCCUGUGCGCCUUUAAGGCUGGAGCGCCCGAGUGGGCUUGGUUGCGACUGUAAGGGUUCGCCAACGGCGAGAGGCGCAGAAGACCCGACGGGCGCCCCCCCCCCCGCGCCACAACAGAGGCGGCCCAGAAGGGGGAUGGGCGGGGGCAUUGUGCCACUCUGAAGGCCUAGGCCGGGGUCGAGGGCCGCUUAGCCCCAUCCAGGGCUAACACGCCUGGUUUCUUGAGGCCCGAGGGCAGCCUCGGAAUGACCCGCAGGGGGUGCUGAAUCCUCGCCCGGCCCGCUCUGGGGCUUGGGACCUGUCCUUCCCCCUUCCCUCCCUCCCUCCCCCGGCAAUGAUAUCCGCGAAGGAAGGGAAGGCUGUUCCCGCGCUGCCGCAGCCGGGCGCAGCAGAAGAGAGGCGCCGGAGCCCCCUGGACCACCUCCCUCUCCCUGCCAAUUCCAGCAAACCUCUCACCCCCUUCAGCAUCGAAGACAUUCUCAGCAAACCUUCCGGGCACAAAGCCCCUGCCGCCCGCCUGCUGGAAAAGGUUGCCGGCUCGGCUGGAACCCCGCGGAACGGUGUGCCCGCUCCCGACUCUCCGCUCUGCGCCCUGGAAGAGCUGGCUAGCAAGACGUUCAAGGGGCUGGAACUCAACGUGCUUCAGGCGGCCGAAGGCCGGGACCAGCUCGGCGCCUUCGGGCCGCGCCCUCCGUCCAAAAAGCGGCGCAAGUCGCGCACGGCCUUCACCAACCACCAGAUCUACGAGUUGGAGAAGCGCUUCCUGUACCAGAAGUAUCUCUCUCCCGCCGACCGAGACCACAUCGCGGCGCAGCUGGGCCUGAGCAACGCGCAGGUGAUCACCUGGUUCCAGAACCGUCGCGCCAAACUGAAGCGAGACCUGGAGGAGAUGAAGGCCGACGUGGAGUCGCUAAAGAAGUUGCCCCCCGCCGCCCUGAAGAAGCUGGCCAGCAUGCCCGAGCUGGAGCCCCCGGGCGUCUCCGAACCUGCCCGAGGCCGCGGGGGCAACCUCUCCCGCACGUCGCCGCCACCCUCACCCAGCGCCUCACGCCACACCACGGACCCUUUCUCCGACGGCGAGGAAGAGGAGGAAGAGAUCGACGUGGGAGACUGAGGGCCGGUGAGGGGGACGUACGGGAGGGACAAUUGCCCCCUUCAGCUGCUGCCUUCCCCCUUCUUGCCUCUGGAUAGCAAGGCCGCUUGAGGAGGAGUAUAGGACUGGCCUACAAGACCCUGCUUCCCCCGGACUGCAUCUGUCUCUCCUGGAUUCCCGCAGCCACCCACCGACCCACCGCCAUGCACCGCACCUUAAGCGCUCCUCCCAUUCCUGAUCCGCAAUUCUGCAUGUGCUGGACGACCGCCAGGCUUCUCCCCCUCUCCUCCCCGCCCCUUCUUUUCAGUGGAGGGGAAGUUUUGGUGCAAUUUUUAAAAGUUUAAUUUUAUUGUUGUUGUUAUUUUUCCAGCGCCCCAUUGUCCCUAUGGCCUCGGCUAUUUUAUCUGUGAGUUCGUGUCCUUCCUUGGGUGAGGCGCCACCGGGGCACUUGAGAAACAGGAGAGUGGGUGACAUGGAGCCGCUCGCCUCCUUUCGGAGCCGUGGUGGGGCUCUUGAGAGAUCCGAAGUCGGCAUCGCUGGGCCUGCAAUCCGGCCUACCCAGCCCUCCAGGAACUGAUGGCAACCCGGCCUUCUGCCCCUCCGCCGCUGCCCCUCCCCCAUUUUUAGGUCGCGCGUGCGUGUACAUAUUUGGAAUAAAAGGACAUACUUGAUACCAAA